Messenger RNA from Xyrichtys novacula (pearly razorfish), 7576 nucleotides. The record is from the annotation of a GenBank genome assembly. NCBI's taxonomy places the organism in Eukaryota, Metazoa, Chordata, Actinopteri, Labriformes, Labridae.
GCAAUGUUGUAAGCUGGUAUGAGGAUGAAUGAUGUGCUGCAGAGCUGAAUCGUGGUCCAUACACGUGUAGAGACACUGAGGAGAUAGAUGAGUCUGUAGUGAUACACAACCAGCCGUGUUUAUCUCUGUCUUUAUUUUGUCUCACGCUUAGGGUUUUGUGAUAAGUUAUUUCUUACAUCGACGGGUUGUUUUGAAGGACAGCUCUGGUUGAAGAAUAUUUCGGUAAGUUGUAAUUUGAUGCUGUUAACAGAGGAUGUUGGCUAGCUAGCAAACAGUGUUCUGUUACCCGCUCAACAGUGAACAUCGGUGGCUUCCGGUUGAAACCCGUCAAAAUAAGUUUGUGCCUUUUGAACCGGACACUUAAAUUAGAGAGACGACGUGUUUCAAUUUAUUAGUAGCCCAAUGGAUAAUAGAAAAAGAAUGCGAAAGAGAGUUAAAUAUUGUAAUACACAACAUUUUGAACUACGGUGCUGUUUUCAGUGCCAUAACUUUCAAUUGAGAGCUAAGGUCGCUUUUAUUUUGGAAAACGGAAGUAAUGAACACAUGUUUAGGCUUGAGUUCGUCGCCAGUAUGUGAAAUGAGAAGCAAGUUUGCGUCCCUUUGUGAUAGAGGACAUUACCAGAACCGCGAAGUUUUUCAGAAAAUGGGGUUUGAUACAUGUCGACAGCAGACACGACCCUUGGCGUUUGUUUUGUGUGUCUGAUAGAGAUGAACUUACACCGCCUAUGUCUUACACCAAGAGUUAGCCAAAAGCUAAUGUGCUGGCGGUAUUAUUUGUGUCGUUCGCUGUUUUCACGGGGACAAACUCGACGAGCGGCUCCUCAUGUAUACUGCCCUUUCCGGAAGGGACACGAGGAUUCCCCACCCGCCCGGCCUACACAGUAUGCACAACCCAGCGCUCCUUAGUGCCAUGCUUUGUGUGGUUGAAGUGAUAUUUGGUGGAGAGUUGGGAAACUACUCGCUUUGAGUUCAUUGUUGACUUUUGGCACUUUUAGACAACGCUUGUUGGACCGUUUUGAUAUUUUACAUGCGUUACGUUGUAGAAGUUUAAUGAGGCUGAACCUUUAUUUUGAUGAACCCAAUAGUAGGGGAGAGUGGGGUAAGUUGAGUCCCCCCCCCUGUUGCUGGGAAAUGGUCAAAAAGAUUGAUCAUGUGACCAAAUAUUUAGAAGAUGGGCAUCAAUUCAUGGGGUCUGUGGAGGUUAGAAGCACAUGGGUGAAGGUGUUAGACAUUUAUUUACAACAAAAAAAUACAAAUACACGUUUAAUUAGAGUUUGGAGGAAUUACUUUUAUCAAGGGGUUAUUUUUUAGCCAAUGAAUCUAACUUCUUCAUAUUAACACUUGUUUCAUAUUAUGUAUGUGUAUUUAAGAUUUGUUUGAUAUUUCCCUGAGAAAAAUACUACCCAAAGCAUAACAACAUACAGUUUUGUGUCAUUUUAUUUCAAUUUCAAUCAUUUAUCUCCAGAUACCAGAGCAGAAUGAUGAAGUACAUCCUAGUAACCGGAGGAGUCAUCUCAGGUAUCGGUAAAGGAAUUAUAGCGAGCAGCGUGGGGACCAUACUGAAGUCAUGUGGCCUACAUGUAACCGCCAUCAAGAUCGACCCAUACAUCAACAUAGACGCUGGCACAUUUUCACCCUAUGAACAUGGUAUUGAAAGAGAAAUCUAGUCACUCCAGACUCUUUUUAAUCAUCAAUAUUUAUAUACAUGUGUACGUUACAUUUGUGCUUCUCUCUGUGCAGGUGAAGUGUUUGUGCUCGAUGAUGGAGGUGAGGUAGACUUGGAUUUGGGAAACUAUGAACGCUUCCUUGACAUCCGGUUGACCAGAGACAACAAUCUGACCACUGGAAAGAUUUAUCAGUCAGUCAUAAACAAAGAGAGGAGGGGAGACUACCUGGGCAAGACUGUGCAGGGUAAAGUGCUGCUUUAGAAGAACAUUAACAGGGUUAACUGUUAGGAGGAGAAAUGUCUGGACUGAUUUGGCGUAUUUCUUUCCCUCUCAGUUGUUCCACACAUCACAGACGCCAUCCAGGAAUGGGUAAUGAAACAGGCCAAAGUAUCUGUCGACGACGAUAAUGUAGAGCCCCAAGUUUGUGUUAUAGAGGUAGGCUGAACAUUUUUCAUGAUUGGUUACAAUCGCACCCUCAGUAUUCUUCUGAGGUAGAGACAUACGUGAUUGUCAUUGAUAAAAUGUGUGAUCUCUGUUACUGUUUGCAGUUGGGAGGCACUGUUGGAGACAUCGAGAGCAUGCCGUUCAUCGAGGCCUUCAGGCAGUUUCAGUUUAAAGUGAAGAGAGAGAACUUCUGUAACAUCCACGUCAGUUUGAUACCACAGGUAAGACGACAACGCCUUUAAGUCACUGUUAAUUUCCUGGUUCAUGUUGAUGUUUGCAUUUUUUUUACUGACAAUAAAUCCACAAAUUUAACGAAAUAGUCAAGCUUUAAAAAAAGAAGAUAAAAAAAAAAGAUACAUCUUCAAGGGGUGCAGAAAUGUAUUUUCAGCGCUUCGUUUUGAGACUUGAUGAAGUUGUCUUAUCAGUGUAUAACAUUGUCAUUAUUUGUUUACAGCCCAGUGCAACUGGUGAGCAGAAGACAAAACCAACCCAGAACAGCGUCAGAGAGCUGAGAGGACUGGGACUGUCCCCUGAUCUGGUGAGUCGUCUGCAGUCCACACUCCUCUGAAUAAAUGCUCCAUUUUAUUGUUUCUGUGUAUUGGAUGCAUAUGGUGUUUUUGAACUAUUUCACAAGAAAGGCAAGCUCCUGCACACUUUUCAAGUCUCAAGAGUAUAUAGUUGUCACAUUUUGAUCCUAGAUCUUCAUCAGGCAUAGUCUGAUAUACAUUUGUGCAGGUUGAGCAGUGUGUAGGAGUUUGCACUUUUUGAUUGUCUUGCUUCUUUCACACUCGCCUCUUUUAUAAAAUAGGUGUGCAAAUAAUGAAAAUGUAGUCAAAGCGUAUUGAAAUACAGGACAUGAAUUAUUUUAAUGCGUUUAUAUUUAAUACAUGUGAGUUAUGCUUAAGAGGUUGCAUCUUUGCCAUCAGAUUAUGUGUCGCUGCUCCACGGCUCUGGAGAACUCUGUCAAAGAGAAGAUCUCAAUGUUCUGCCAUGUGGAACCCGAGCAGGUACGUCACUGACAUUAACGCUCCAGACUCGGAGACCUCACUCUCUCAGGCACUCCACACUCACUGUAAUGUCGCCCGCAGGUCAUCUGUGUCCACGACGUCUCCUCCAUCUACAGAGUGCCGCUACUGCUGGAGAAUCAGGGCGUGGUGGGCUACCUGAGCCGAAGACUCAACAUGCCCAUAGAGACCCGACCACGAAAGAUGCUGACCAAGUGGAAGGAGAUGUCCGAUAGGUGAGAACAAAGAUAGCAGCUGAGCACGAGUUCUGUCUCCUUGAAUCGCUGAUUUUAUUCUAUAUUCCAUCUAUAUUAACACGCACUCUGUCCUCACAGGUCAGAUAGACUGCUGGAACACUGCUCUAUAGCUCUGGUGGGGAAGUACACUAAGUUUUCAGACUCCUAUGCUUCAGUCAUCAAGGCGCUGGAGCACUCGGCUCUGGCGAUCAGCCAUAAACUGGAGGUCAAGGUAUGAACUCAGUAUUGUUAAACCUCUCUGCUUAUUAUCUUGCUCAGAUUCAGAUUCUGGGUGUCUUUAUCUUGAUUGUUUUAGCAGCAGGAACACAGACAUGGAUACAAUAAUCAAGGGUAGUAAAAACUGUGAAAUUAGACUCAAGUCUCAGACACAAUGUAAAGAACAAUAUUAGAAACAUCAGUUAUGCAAUGUUGUCUCAAAACAGUCCUGAUCAAUCAGUCACCCAAUGGCUAGUCCUACAAAAAGCAAGGUAACUGCAAGGUGUAGUAACACUCAGUCUGGAUUGGUUGAUGUUAUUCCAUCUCUUAAGAUCUCCCCUCCUAAAGCCACCCCUGUGUCUUCCCCUCAGUAUAUAGAUUCAGCGUAUUUGGAGCCAAGCACUCUGCAGGAAGAACCAGUAAAAUACCAUGAAGCGUGGCAGAAGCUCUGCAGUGCAGAGUGAGUGAUGAGGAAACUUUUCUCCCAAGUAUAACAGUUAGAUCAUAUUCAGUGUGUGCGCUUAUUAACUGUAUUGUCCCGCUUGUGUCUUCAGUGGCAUCCUCGUUCCUGGAGGUUUUGGUGUCAGAGGAACUGAAGGGAAGAUUCAUGCCAUCAACUGGGCCAGGAAACAGAAGAAACCUUUCCUAGGUACACAGUGCUAUCAGGAUUAACAUGAUUGAACCACUCAGUGUUAUUUUAGUUUUUUUAUUUUCUGGGAUUAUUUUUUCUUUUUUUUUCCGACUACAACGCCAGUUCCAUAAGAGCUGAGUAAAAUGUUGGGGAAAAAACUGAAUUAAUGGUUUGAAAAUAGUUUAAAACCUUUUCUUUAAUUAAAACAAAAUUUUUUCAUAAUAGUUCUGUGCUGCCUUUUUUAACGUGGUCCCAGUAUCAAAUUUAAAAUCAGCCUCUUAUUACUCAUAAAACAAUCAUUUUUAUUGCUCUAGUUCAACCAAAUCUACUAAUUUCAUAAGAGUUAAGGUUGUCUAAAUCCUUGUGUGUCCGCAGGUGUAUGUCUAGGAAUGCAGCUGGCCGUAUGUGAGUUCGCAAGGAACGUGCUGGGCUGGGAAGGUACGAAUAACAACCCUGGUGCAGCUUUUCGUAUUUACAUUUCAAGGUUAAUCUGAUUGUACUUGUGUUAUCUGGUCUGGUUUGAUGGUAAGUUCCAGUGAAAAUAAGGAAAAGCUAAUAAAUUAUCCACUACUUAAGAUUUUAUUUGACUCAGAAACAGGAUUUGCCCCGAGCUCAAUUUGAAUGUGAAGAACUGCAGUGCUGUUCACAGUCUAAAGAUUGAAAGGAAACAGUUCACUUCACAGAUAAUCACAGAUGCUGCAACAUUUAAGUUCCUUUUUUUCAGCAUUUGUAUAAAAGUGAUUCCCUUCAAAACACACAACGUAUGCAUGACUGAUUAUUUGUCUUUGCCUUUCUCCCUCCUAGAUGCCAACUCUACUGAAUUCCACCCAGAAUUAAAAUAUCCUGUGGUAAGAUUUUUUUUAAAUACAUAAAGAACCUAGUUUCUAAACCUAAGAGGUGCUUUUUUUCCUGAUAUUUUCAUACUAAACAUCUGCCAGGUGAUCGAUAUGCCAGAACACAACCCAGGACAGAUGGGAGGAACCAUGAGGCUUGGGAAGAGACGGACCAUUUUCAAGACGACUAACAGUAUAUUACGUAAGGGAGACUUCAGUAUAAGUCAACUCUGCCACUGAGUUGAAUUUCAGCAUUAUUGGUGUGUUGUUGUUGCCUCUUGGUGCUCACAGCUGUUCGGUAUUUCAGGCAGACUUUACGGAGAUGCAGAGUAUGUGGAAGAGAGGCACAGACAUCGCUUUGAGGUUUGUUGCCUUCUGUUUUUUAGAAGCUUUGAACCACUUUUUGAUGGGAAAUCGAUGUAAACAGUGAUUUAUUUGUAUGUGCAGGUCAAUCCUGAGCUCACAAGUCACUUUGAGGAGAAAGGCUUCCGCUUCGUUGGCCAAGACGUCGAAGGGGAGAGAAUGGAGGUCAUAGAGCUGGAUGGUACGAAACAUCAAUUCUUCCUCAAAGAGAUGUACUACUAUUAGCUAACCUGGACCUGUUUUAACACUCUUAAUGGUCUAAUAGAUUCAAAAUGUUAUGCAAUUUUUUUGUUCUGUUAAUUAAAAUGACUACAUUUGUUAAUGGAGUUUGGUGGCAGGAGGAAGGUUGAUGCAACAGGUUCAUGUAGGACAUUUUUUAGAUGAAAAUGUCCACACCAAAAUUCUAGUCCUUCGUAUUUUGACCGUGUACAUUAUUUUGUCUUUAGAUCAUCCAUACUUCGUCGGAGUGCAGUACCACCCUGAGUUCACAUCUCGCCCCAUCAAGCCAUCACCUCCUUACUUCGGUUUGCUGCUCGCCGCUGCUGGAAAGCUCCAGAGCUACUUACAGAAGGGCUGCCGUCUGUCUCCACGGUAAACCGAAUCAGUCCCAUCAUGUCCCAGUCACUGUGAAGGAAGUUGUGUUAGAUCUGAUAUCUGACUUGACUCUUCAAUUCUUUCUGUGACAUACAGGGACACAUACAGUGAUCGGAGUGGCAGCAGCACCCCAGACUCUGAGAUUUCAGAGCUGAAAUUACCCUCCAUCUCAAGUGAAUGACACAGAGGUACAUUUGAAGCAAGGCAUCACUGUUUUAGAAAUGUGGACUCUUGCAGUUCGACUCCAUUUUGAAAUAUGUUAUUCAGACAUUAUUAAAGGGGUACAUUUUUAUCCCGAGUGGAAUUUUAUUCUCAUUACAGGUGUAGGGUUUCACAAUUAGAAAACUCUGGACUCCAAUUUUGCCUGACCCACAAUUUUAGUGAAAUAUAGAGUGUGUGCUCCACCUGAAAAAACUGGUGGCCUAGAAGUGUUGUGAUGACAUGUGUGCCUGAAGAGCUGUCUGUGAAUUUCACUCUGUAUUAUUUGGUGCGAUGUGUCAUGAUUGCAGUGUAACAUCUCGCUUGAAUGAUGGACCAAAACUUUGAGUAAUUUCAACCUUUUUUCACCUUUUGAAGCUGGCACAAGAAGUAAAGUCCUCUUGUUCCUCCUGCCGCAGAUGAUGCUGGGCACGCACACCAAAUUCAUUUCCAUAUGUACAUUUCCUGAUCCGUUUCCUCUCAUUCCUCUAAAAUAAACUGUCUCCUGUUACCACCCUUUCUGGGUUUUGUUGUGCACACUUAAGUGUAGGGCUGGAAGACAUUGGGACAAAUUGGCAGUACAGUGUUUUUCUACAGCCCUGGUCAGCCCUUCAUGAGUAAAUCAUACUCUAGCUAACAUAAAAUGAAAGCAAGACUGCAAUAACAUACUUACAGUACUGUGAUAUCAAUAUCAAAGCAGCCAAAUGCAUUUCUGAGGGCGUCUUAGCUGAAACAACCCUGGGACGAGUAAGCAGACACUGGAUCAUUUAUUUCCUAUUCGCUGUAGUUAAAAACUACAAUACCGGAAUUUGAGAAAACCCUGAUGGGGUUUCAGUCCUAGAAUUCUCAUCAUAGAUCAGGAAAUGUGAUCUUUACGCACUAGAGGGUGCACUUAAAAUCUGUUUGGAUUGUCAGAGCACUGCAGCUUCCGUUGCCUCACAGUUAUUGAAUGAGCUAAAUAAAGUUUGACUUGUGUUGUUUGGCUUAAUGCGCUUUAUGCAUGAAAACAGACACAUUCAUCGAUGGUGCGCCUUAUAGUGCGAAAAAUAUGGCACUGAAUUAGCCUUUACCAGAGUAGUUAAGUGAUCUGUUCAUGGUUUCUAUUGUGUAUUAAUGCUGUGCUUAACCCUCUCUCCCUAGAGUUGUCCUGGACUGACUCAGAAAUGGACUCUGGAUGACCCAGACUGCUGACAUGAAAUAGGAGGAAGUGUUUCCUGGAGUAAAUAUCCAUACUGGACUGGAGUCAGUUACUUUUACUUAAACCUGUAUACUGUCGUGGCCUUGCUGUAAAUAAGUUAUUAUGGGUUUGCAGCUUGCUCCAAUCAAAAUGGCUUCAAAUGUUAUGUGAAUUUUAGGGAGUGAAAAAUAAAAAGAAAGGGAUCAAAAUAUA